Messenger RNA from Notolabrus celidotus (New Zealand spotty), 1831 nucleotides. RefSeq names its product lipid droplet assembly factor 1-like. NCBI's taxonomy places the organism in Eukaryota, Metazoa, Chordata, Actinopteri, Labriformes, Labridae. The record is from RefSeq and is a predicted model, not a curated record. The transcript is spliced from 5 exons. Bases 137 to 604 code for a protein of 155 amino acids.
AGAAGGUGUGUGUUUAAAAAGGGAGUGUUGUCAAUGUUGUUGUAUCUGAAGCAACUUGAGGACACAGUUUCAUACACUGGAAGCUGUCGUCUGCUGAGGACCAAACUAGGCUCACUGUCUUGAUCAGGGUGGAAAGAUGUCUGAAGAGAUGCAGCGUGCCAGUGGCAGUGACUUUCAGCAGCUGUGGGGGAGUUGUUCCUCCCAGCUGAACCAGCUUUAUGAAGACCCCAGGGUAACAAAGCUGAUGAACACAAGACUCGGGCUGUACCUCAGCAGUCACCCUGUCUUAGCUGUGACAGUGCUGCUCUUCAGCAGCCUGGCCGCACUGCCUGUUGGACUUUUCCUCACUUUUGCUGCUGUGACUAUUGUUAUGUCGGCUAUAGGCUUUGUUUUCUUUGAAGUGUUCCUGUUGUUUGUAGGAGGGUUGACUCUGCUGAGUGUGCUUGUCGGCAUCGCUGUGUUCUCUGUGGUGGCCUCAUUCAUCACUAAUGUGCUUUAUUUCAUCGUCUCCACAAUCCUCAACCGCUAUUACCCACAUCUCAUGAAGGGUGACGCGCAGGAGGAGGCGAGUGAACCUGAAACCUCAGGACGGAAGAAAAUGUAGAAGCUCCAUCUUUAUUUUGUUCAACUUUGAUGUGGAAAAGCUUGAAAUAUCUAAGUGACCCAGGGCCUUGAAUCAGCACCACUGAGACUUGAUGGAUCAGGAUUCAGAGGGUACAGUACUUUGAAUGUACUGUAUGGUGGCUUAAUUCUGGGAUCUGCAGAUACAAUCCCAAGAAAAAGACGCCCUCAUGGUAACUGUAUGAGUAAACCCUCACUAUAAUACUAAAAGUGUCAUUACCUUUAUAUAUGUUCAAAUCACAGCUAUAGCAAGAAAUAACUAAUCAUUUAAAUGCCUUAAUAGAAAAACUACUGCUGAAUGUGUACUUGACUAAAUGCACAUUGAUGACAUGGUGGCUAUAUCAAGUAGAAGAGGAAAAUAGGAAUUGACGACGAAUGGCAGACUGAUGUACGUUGUAAAAAAAGCCAUGCACUAAUCCACUGGGGAUAAUCAGUCUGCAAAUUUUUGUGUAUGUGUGCAGGUGUGCAGGUGUGUGAUACAUAAAAGGUGAAAAUUGCACUACAAAACAAUUGUUACAUGUUUAUGAAUGUGUUACUGUAAAAGUGCAGAAGUGUACAUCUGUAAUUAAUGUGUGGAGGGUUGUUUUUUCAACGCAGUUGGUUACAAGUUGCCCUGUUAAAAAUGUUUCAUAAGAUGUAACUGUUUUUAUGGCCUUACCAAAGUAAUGUUACAUAAUACAUGACUUCUCUAACAAGUGUUUUAAACUGGGAAAACAUAAUGCCAUAAACAUGCUCUACUUUGUAAAAGAAGCUAAAGAAGGCAUUCCUGCACAACAGCAAUGAAAUGAAUAUUGUAAAAUCUUUACCAAAAUAAAAUAUUGGGAUGUUUCCUCUUUGUCAUCAUUUUAAAGUGUGACAGUAACUUAAGAUUCAUAUAUUUUUUUUAUCCCAGUAGAUUAAAAUGACAUUAAUUUUGUACUUCAAUAAUGUAAAAAAACUCAACAUGACACUGGUUUCUACCAAACACUUCAUGUACUGCAGUUUCGACAAACGCUCAUCAGAGGAAAAUGUAUCAUGGCUGCAAAUCAAUGUAUUCUUGGUGCUAGCUCAUCAUGCAAAAAAAUCUGAUCUGCUUGAGUUCUGUAUGUUAUGUUUGAUGUAUACUCACCUAUUGAAGCAGAUACAACUUGAGAACACCCCAUGUAUUUCAAUGUAUGUCUUUUGUACUUUGGAGUUUUGGCUGGCAAUAAAUGUAAUGAGAUCACGCUAA